AUGGAUAAGGACAUUGAGGUAAAAACAUAAAGUAUCACAUGUGCAUGACUAUUAUACUUAAUACUUGAUGUGAAAUAAUCAUAAUUACCCACCCAUACAAGUAAAUAAGUUAAAGCUUUUUAUGUUCAUUCACAUGAUAAGCUGACAAAAUGUUUACUUACAGAGAUAAACAGUCUCCAAAUGCUUUACAUAAGUAUAUAUCUCUAAACUUGAGAACAUGUGAUAGCACAAACUUACAGUUCCACACGCAGCAUUUUAUAUUGCAAAAGAAAGCAGUAAAUCAGUUUUACAGGUCGCUCAGAUCCCAUCUAUGAAAUUUAUACACAGUUCUGAUUGCUAGCUGUUUUCCUGCCAGUCCAUCCUCUACUUUCUUUUUAUAAAAAAAGUUUUUUUCUCCUAAUUCUGGUGUUCACUCUCUCGUUUUCAUGAAGACCACUCUGCAUUAUAUGUCUUUUAUGCAGUAUUCAUUCACCAACACUUACAAGUUCACUCCCACUAGCAUUCUUAGCCAUGCCCAACCCAGCACUCUCAGCCACAUUCAACCAAACAGAAUUUGCAAAGCCCCUCCCAACUCCCAACCUCACCCUCAUACUCCCUCUAGCUACUCAGAGUAUAAACAUCCCCAUUACUCUUCACACUCACACCACCACUUCUACUCCUGUCUCUCUUCUUCAUGCUUAGCCCUCCAAUCACACCCACGGUCACUCACUCAUACACUUCACUUUACUAUCUGCUUCAGAUCAUUUCCUUUGGUCAAUGAUUACAGAGUGGCCUCUUUGGCUCUUGUCAUCUUCUUGGAUUGAUUCUCCAUAACCUUCAUCCUGUGAUGUAAUUGAAAAGUCAGUGUAGGCUUUCUAAGAUAAGAUGGCACUACUUCAAGAUACUGGCCCAGCAAGUUCACUUGGUAGCAUCCAAACUAUUUAGACUACAUAUCAUCCUCAGCUUCAUGGUAUAUGUUGCAGUCAAAUCAGUUGGCUUUUCAUUCCGGCAUAACUACAGAUUCUUUAGUGCUUCACUGAAACAUGCAAAAACUAUAUUUUUAAAGCUAAAUGCAUUUUCACUUAAUCUAUUUUAAUAUUUAGUCAUAUGGUCUCAUAUUUGAUAGAAAAGUUAAAAUAGUAGAACCAUUGUAUUUAUAAACAAUUUUUCAUUUAACAAAAAUUGGCAAAUGAAAUACAAAAUGAGAUUUCCCGUUAAAAUUCAUAAAUGUUAUUUUUGGUAGAACACAAAGAAUGGAAAUAGUGUCUUUGAUUUUUUUUAAUGUGCAAGAUAUAAAUAUAUACAGACUUAGUCACUAAUCUCUGAUUGUUACAAAUUAACUCUGGAGUGUAAGGAUUUCAUUAAAAUAGCUGAUCUUGAAACAUUCUCCAACUCAGCUACUCAGAGUUAGUAAAUAACCUUUAUAUUCUAAAUACCUUUAUUAAAAUAAAGUACAAAUGUAUUUGAAAAAGUAAUACAGCUAAUAAUGGAAAAUAGCUAUAUUAUUUAAUAAAGUACGUGUCCAAAUAUUUGGUUUAAAUCAUGUUGGAAGUACCGCUAGAAAAAGUGGCUUAAUUUUCAAUUGCAAGAAACAAAGCUAUGCUGGAAUUUAAAAGAAGAGUUUUAUUGCAUGGUUGGAAACAUAUUUGUACUUACUUGGAGGAUAAAGCUGAUUCCAACAGUUACAAUUGGGAAUGCAAUAUUGGAUACACUACGUUGCUUGCAUAGGCUAAUGGAGGUCCUGUCAUUCAGCUGCCUCUUCACUGGGAAACAAGGUAAACAUUUCUUUUUGACCCUUUGCAUACAAGCCUCCUCUUCAAAUGAUCAUAAAGAGAAGGCAUACACUUGUCUCAUAUCACUUGGAAAACUCUCUCUUAAACUUCGCAGAAUUCAUUAGAAGAGGGAACACUGUGAGACGGAGCAUCAAAAGCAAAUUCUACUUCAGAUCACUUUUCUCCAACCAUUCCGAACCCAGUGGGUGAGAUCUACAAAUUAUUUUAUCAAAGAAAAUGCUUUCCUUAGUUUAACAGGAUUUAGGAACCCAAACUGUUACUUCUUGGAAAUAUCCACGUGUCCUCCGAUUUUCUAAGUCUAUUCCUAUCAACAUUAAGAUGAAACAAUUUUUUCGCUCCCUUUUUUACUUCUUAAUCCUGUUAGCUACUUGGAUAUAUAGCAAUGCCUGCCUCGUUUCUGUAAGAUAUUUAUUUCAAGCAAGUCUGACAAAGUAAGAUAUCAAGGACAUUCCAUCACACCCAAGAUAUACCAAGCUCUAGAAUAAUUAGUUGGCCACAGAUGGAAUACUAGAAGAGAUUCCUAGAUUCCAUUGUUUUGUUUUGUUUUGUUUUUGUUUUUUUGGUUUAUUCACAUGUGAUUGAUUUUUCUUACAGGGAAGAACACUACCCUCCAAACACAAUGAUGAGUCCAACAAGUGUGAACCUCUGUGACAGAUUUUAUGACUUUACAGCAUUUGGUGAUGGAACCUUUUCAUUUCAAGAGGAUACCUCUUCGAUGUCCAGAUUUGAAGAUGAAGAAACAGAAUAUGAGGAUGAUUUGCAUUUAUGUUCUCCACUUGGACGACCAAAGCGAAAAAGAGUGAUUACACACACACAGCGUCAAGCUGCAAACAUUCGAGAGAGGAAGAGGAUGUUUAAUCUUAAUGAGGCCUUUGAUUUGCUUCGAAAGAAGGUACCGACAUUUGCUUAUGAAAAAAGACUUUCCAGAAUUGAAACUUUACGUCUAGCAAUAGUUUACAUAUCCUUUAUGACUGAACUUCUUAAGAGCUCUGAGAAGUAA
This is a messenger RNA of Pelobates cultripes (western spadefoot toad), 2772 nucleotides long. The record is from the annotation of a GenBank genome assembly. Lineage: Eukaryota; Metazoa; Chordata; Amphibia; Anura; Pelobatidae.